Dujonia railenensis is the source of this 816-nucleotide messenger RNA. The record is from the annotation of a GenBank genome assembly. Lineage: Eukaryota; Fungi; Ascomycota; Pichiomycetes; Serinales; Debaryomycetaceae.
AUGACUAGUACUCCUUUUGUUAAGUCUAUUGACCACAUCGCUUCAUACCCUCCUGUUGCAAGUGUCACCUCAUAUGCGCUUCACUUCAGUUUAAUUAAUUACAUUUACACACAAUAUCUCGGACUUUUUACUUUAGCCGACGAUAAGGUACUCACACCAUACUUUGGAGAUUUUUUAAGUACUGUUGAUGAAAAAUUUGACACUUUAGUCUUGGGUAACUUUGACACCUACGUCACACCAUACUUACCAACCAUCUCUACCCUUGACGACAUCAACCCAAUCACCUUCACCUCGAAGCACGUUUUGGCUCCAGUUAACACUGUUGUCUACGACACUGCUGAUAAGUACUUGCCAGCUACUGCUACUGAAAACAAGCCAGUUUUCAAGUUGUCAGAAUUAACCGAAACUUCAGAAUUAUCAAAGUCCAUCGAAAUUUCGAAGGAGAUCUUGUCAAGAUUAUCUACAUUAAUUACAUCGAAGCUGACUGAAAUCUCUUCUCACUUACAAACUACAUACAAUGAAGAAUUAGAGCACUUGAGUGAUAAGGCCGAAAAGGAAGUUAGCAACGUUCAAAAGCACGUCACUGCUUCGUACCUGACCUCCCUUAAAUUAGCGCAAGAUUUAAACAAGACCUACAUUCAGCCAUUGAAGGCUCAAACCCAAGACUAUGUUGUUGAAGUUGCAACUACCACCAAGAACAGAGCAGAUUCAUUAAUCUCCGAAGCCAAACACGGUAUUAGCAAUUCAGUUUCCUCAAUCAACAACAAGGGUGAAGAAAUUCUUAACCAAACCUCUUCUGCUAUCCCAGUCAACUAA